CACUUCACAUGGUUAAAGUCAAAAACGCGUGCAAAGUGAUUUAUUGUGAAAAUGAAUUUAUUAUUAUUUAUAUUAAUGGCUUUUUAUAAAGACAAAUACAAUAAUAGAAAGGAAAUUUGUUAUAUAAACAUUGUGUAUACAAUAAAACCGCCAUAAAAACAAUUAUAGUUUGAUAAUAAUCGCAUAUAUUAUAAAAAUAAUAUAGAAACAUAACCUCAAAAACAAAACAAAAAUGGAAAAAACAAAAAUUAAACUACUUCCGAAUGGGACCAUCGAAUGAGAUGAAUAUCGAGGUGGAAAUAAUAUUUCAAAUUUAUUGAAAUCUUCUUUUGAAUUUUUCGUCGAAUGACAUUGAAAAUCGUUACAUAUGAUUAUUUUCAUUAAAGAAAAUAUUAAAUUGUGGGAAAAAAUCUCAGAAUGAAAUCAUCGCUUCGCCAAAUGAAGGCAUUUAUGAAGGGUCGUAAUAUUAUGCAAAAAACGAGACCCCUACAUUUUUGGAAUAAUUCAACGUCGAGUAGUAUUCUCAAGAGGAAAAUUAGAUUUGUGCUCUAGUUCAAAAAAGUCUCAGAAGGGAAAUUUGGUUUUUUUUUUUUCGUGUUGCCUCCAUCAAUUCGUAUGGCGACAAUUCAAAAACAAUCGACUUGGACUCAAUGUCGUAAUAAGAAAAAAAAUCACUUAAAUAAUAUUGAGUGAUUGAAAGAAAUUUUUCUUUCCUUGAAUUUUUUUUUUUUGUCUGUUAUAACGAAUUCAAUUUCGUUGAGACAAUUCUUGUUUUUUUUCUGUAAGAGGAAAACAAAAAAAAAAUUAAUAAUACGAAAACGUAUUAAUUUAGAGAGAAAUUUUUCGAUUUUCCUUUUUUUUUUCGUCAUUAUGGAGGCUUCUGCUGUUCCACAUUUAGAACAAGCGGCAUCUACCGCAUGUUCUAUGGCAACGACUUUUCUUGCACCGGUGAAAACAGAAAGGCAAAUUUAUGAAAAUUCAAUGCUCGAAGAUGAUCCGAAUGCCAAUUCGGUUAUUACCAAUUCAAUUGAGGAUCAAGAUGAUAUGAUAACACCCAGAUGGGGACCUAGUCAUAGAGGAGCUCAGGAAUUAGCAAAUUUGUACAGUACAGGUAAAAGAACACAAGAAUGCAUAUGUCUUGGAAUUUGUAUAACAUUAAUGGCUGUCAAUUCAUUUUUUAUUCUCGUACGAAUAAGAUUGGAAAAUUUAAGUUCAAUUGCCAUAGCAGCAUUAUGCGGUGUCGUUACUGCUGAUUUUGCCUCUGGUUUUGUUCAUUGGGCAGCUGACACAUGGGGCUCUGUCGAAUUACCAAUUUUAGGAAAAAAUUUUAUAAGACCUUUUCGGGAACAUCAUAUUGAUCCCACAAGUAUAACUAGACACGAUUUUAUAGAAACAAAUGGUGACAAUUUUAUGGUCACGAUACCAUUUUUAUGUAAAAUGACAUGGGAUUUUCUCACCCUCUCGGAAUCGGAAAUCCAGAUGCGAUUUGUCUGGACAUGUUAUUGGUUUCAACUUGCCAUUUUUGUCGCAAUGACAAAUCAGAUACAUAAAUGGUCACACACUUAUUUUGGACUUCCUGGAUGGGUCGUUUGGCUACAGGAACAUCGUGUCAUUUUACCAAGAAGACAUCAUCGUGUACAUCAUGUGGCACCACAUGAAACAUAUUUUUGCAUCACCACCGGCUGGUUAAAUUGGCCAUUGGAAAAACUACAAUUUUGGUGCACACUCGAGAUAAUAAUCGAAAAAACAAUAGGCUGUAAACCAAGAGCUGACGAUAUGAAAUGGGCGCAAAAGCGUUCGUGAGAAUAACAAAAAACAAAAAAAAAAGGUAAAUUAAUCAUAUUUUUUAUCUCGACUUUUACAUGUUUAGAAAAAAUAUUAUAUAUAAAUAUUUAAAGCACCGCAACAAAAAAGACACACACACAAAAAAAAAACUGACUAUGAGAAGAAGUAAGAAAAUUAUUUUGGUUAUUCUUUAUUAUUUUUAAUUUCCAUAAUCAUUUUUAAAUUGUUUUUUUUAAAUAUCAAAUUUAAAAAAUAUAAUUUUUGUAUAAAAAAAAAAGAAUGGUAAAAUUUUGUUUUUUUCUCAAAUGAAAAAAUACGUGAUAUAUAUAUUUUUUUUUUGCACGUUGAAAGCGAAUAAAUGAUGUGCGAUGUGAAUGGGCUUUUUUGAAUUUUACAAGUUUAUAAAUAUUUACCUACGCGCAGAAAUAUAAACAAUAAUAAAUGUAAGAGCGAUUUUCGGGGGGGGUUUUUUUUUAUAGAUUAAUAUUUUUAAUAAUAAAUAUUAAAAAUUGUAUAUUAAAUAUAAAAGUUUGCUUGUGGACAAUAUUGUCAAUACUGUGGUUUACUUGGCCUUGGAAAAAAACGACUAUUUCUAAAAUUAAUUAAAUUAUUUAUUAAAAACAAACAAAAAAAAAACACUGCAAAUUCUUGUAUUUAAUUUUAAGAUGUCAGCACACUUUUUUUCUACUAGCAGACUCUCAAGAUAAAUUAUAAUAAGCACAAGCACUCGACGACAAAAUAAAUUUUUAAGACUAAGAUUUAAAAUAAUGAAAAUUUUUUUGUAUAUAAUUUCUUUUUCCUAUUUUUAUAAUGGAAAACUAAUGACUAAUUGUUUUUUUUUUCAACAACGAGUAGAUUCAAAAAUCAUUUUCACAGGAAUAACAUGUUUUAUGUUUUUCUUGUGAGAAUUUUUGUACAUUAAACUGUAAAGCACAUUAAUAUUUACAUAUUCACAGAAAUUAUUUGCAAAUAUUUAAGCUUUUAAUUAUAUUUUAUACAAAAUUAUCAGCGAAUUAUUUUUACAAUAAUAAGCCUCAAUAAACAAAAUAAAAUUCCCUGAACCUUUACAUAUAUUUAAAAAGAACAAAAAAAAAAAGAAAUUUUCUACAAUAUUUUUUUCUUGUAUAUUAAAAUUAUUAUUGUAUUAAUUACAAGAAGUUAUGAAAAAAAAAAUUUUUUUAAAUAAACGAUAUUGUAAAGGUGAAUUUUAUUUUUGCGAUUGAAGGAUAAUGAAAAAAAUAAUUUAUGUAUACUCAAUUGCCUCGAGUUAUUUGCAAUAUAUAAAAUAUAAAAAAAAAUAUUUUCUCUCAAUUCAAUAUUUAGAAAUGUAAAAAAGAAAGACUUUUUUUUGGCAAUCUAAAAUUUAAUGCAAAAUUAAAAGUAUUUUUUCUAUAUUGAUAUCUCGAGACUAUUUUUUAUAUAAAUACGCAUUAGAUUGCAUAAAAGUCUUGAAAAAAAAAAAUUGUUUUAUUUUUAAAUUUUAAAUUUUCUAAAAUAACUCGUGGCAGAAAAUUAAAAUGCGAUUAAUCUAAACCACUAAAGAUUACGUACAAUUUUGCCGGUUCAGGGACCAAAGAUAGAGCCUAUUAAAUUAUUACACCAGAAAAAAAAGUCGUAGUUUCAAUUAAAUUAAUUUCAAAUUAAAAUAAAAUAGUAUUUCAACGAAUAUUUUUUCAUUAUAAUUAAUUAUUAUUUUGAUUAUUAAGUAUAUAUUUAUAAUUUAAUUUACAAAAGAUUAGAAAAAUAAAAAAAAUUAAUACUGACAAAA
Messenger RNA from Leptopilina boulardi, 3553 nucleotides. RefSeq names its product plasmanylethanolamine desaturase (gene Kua). The record is from RefSeq and is a predicted model, not a curated record. Gene Ontology annotation, molecular function: oxidoreductase activity. Bases 871 to 1803 code for a protein of 310 amino acids. NCBI's taxonomy places the organism in Eukaryota, Metazoa, Arthropoda, Insecta, Hymenoptera, Figitidae. The transcript has 5 exons.